This is a messenger RNA of Penicillium chermesinum, 2214 nucleotides long. Its product is annotated as threonine/serine exporter family protein. NCBI's taxonomy places the organism in Eukaryota, Fungi, Ascomycota, Eurotiomycetes, Eurotiales, Aspergillaceae. The record is from RefSeq and is a predicted model, not a curated record. The transcript is spliced from 2 exons. Gene Ontology annotation, biological process: transmembrane transport. The coding region runs from base 1 to 2214 and encodes 737 amino acids. Gene Ontology annotation, molecular function: transmembrane transporter activity.
AUGUCCGAUCACCAAGAGAAGCCUCCACCCACCGAACCUCCUUUGAGAGAUUCAUGGGAGCGUGGAGAGGAGAGAUCGUCAUAUGAGGAUGAGACCCUGCAUCCAGAAGCCAAUGCGAAUGCGAAUGCCAAUGCCAAUGCCAACGCCAAUGCCAAUGACGCAUUUAGUGACCGGCCGAGCACAAAUUCGAUCUCGCAAAGAUGGAGGACUGCAAGCCAGCGCAUUCGCAAUCGCUCUGCGAGUAUAGCGCAAGCUUUCGGAAGACCUCAUGAGAGAGAGGAAGACGGGUUGGAAGCAAGCCUUCAUCCUGAAUUCUUCGGUGCCACCGAUGAUCUGAAGAGUUUCCAAGCUCGCCAGGCGGGCGAUACGGAGGACAGACUGCAGAACGUCAACCAUGGUAGUCAGGCUCAUGCUUUGUUGAAGCAAUUGGGAUUACAUGGUCAUCAUCGUCACAGUUCAGAGGCCCAAUCGGCCCCAUCGACCGGCGCUUCAACCCCAGCUUUCGAUAGUGGUGCAUCCACCCCACUCAAUGGGGGCCUCCUCUCCCAUCUACUUCGGGUAUAUGCCAAUAACAUAGGUACUGGGAGCAGGAUCAGCGUAGCCUCUUCCACCGAAGCGGAUCCCGAGACGGAAACUCUUCCGCCAACCACUACGGGGACAACUACCCCAACAGGAACGCCAGGCGGAAAGAAGGAGAAGGUGGAGACAAGCCAUCCAAAGCGCCUGGACACCAUUACACGUCCUCUCUCAUCUCAGCAUCGAUGGGCAUGGGAAAAAAUCGGCGUCCCGGCGGCCGAUGGGCCGCCGCCAAUGACGGCCAAGGAGCGCAAGAAGCAGAAGCGCAAGAGUCAAAAGAACGUGAAGCUGACCGUUCACAUUGCCGCUCUUUUGGCUCGUCAGCAAUACAUGAUGCAGCUUUGUCGUGCCCUGAUGAAGUAUGGAGCCCCCACCCAUCGUCUCGAGGAAUACAUGAUCAUGACCGCGAAUGUGCUGGAGGUAAAUGCGCAGUUUUUGUAUAUCCCAGGCUGCAUGUUCAUGUCCUUUGACGAUCCCCUCACUCGUACCACCGAAGUCAAAAUCAUUCGUGUUAUCCAGGGCUUGGACUUGUCCCGUCUAGCUGAGGUCCAUAGCGUCUACAAGAAUGUCGUGCACGAUGUUGUCAGUGUUGACCAGGCUACUACUGAUCUCGAUGAGAUUAUGCAGCGCAAUCCGCGUUACAACAAGUGGCUUCUGGUGCUCUUGACUGGGCUGGCGAGUGUUGCCGUGGGCCCAUACUCAUUUUCUGCCCGACCCAUUGACCUCCCCAUUAUCUUCAUUCUUGGGAGUAUUGUGGGAUUCAUGCAGCAUAUUCUUGCCCCCGCCUCAGCCACAUACUCAAAUGUCUUGGAAGUUUCUGCGGCCAUCCUGACCUCAUUUUUGUCGCGCGCUUUUGGAAGUAUUGAACACAACGGUCAGCCAUUGUUCUGCUUUUCCGCGUUGGCAGAGUCGUCCAUCGCACUCAUUCUCCCAGGCUUUGCGGUGCUGAGCAGCAGUUUGGAGCUUCAAUCACACCAGAUGAAUGCUGGAUCCAUUCGUCUGGUCUAUACAAUCAUCUAUUCUCUGUUCCUGGGGUAUGGUGUGACGGUUGGCACCACUAUCUAUGGAUUGAUGGAUAAGAAUGCGACGAGAGCCGAGACCUGUCCUGCUAACACUCCUGAGCUAUGGGGUAACGAAUAUAUCCAGCAUUUUCCCUUUGUGGCGCUCUUCUGUCUCUUCGCCGCUCUCAUCAACCAAGCCAAGCCGAAGCAGCUCCCGAUGACCGUCUUCCUGGGCAUGUGUGGCUAUGUGACGAACUACUUCAGUACGAAGAAGCUGGGCGCAAACCAAGUCGCUAAUACCGUGGGUGCUUUCACGAUCGGCCUCUUGGCCAAUCUGUACAGUCGCUUGUGGCAUGGUCAUGCGGCUGCAACUAUCAUCCCCGGGAUAUUUACCCUGGUUCCUUCGGGUCUUGCGAGCAGUGGUUCGAUUAUAUCCGGUCUAUCCUAUGCGGACUCUGUGGCUGAUGGCAGUGCUGCGAACAGCACAAGCGCUAUCAGCUCCGAUUCCCAAAACUCUCUCACCUCGCUGGGUUUUGGUAUGAUCCAGACCGCUAUCGGCAUCUCGGUCGGAUUGUUUGUGGCCGCGUUGAUCGUGUAUCCCCACGGAAAGAAGCGGAGCGGCAUUUUCAGCCUCUAG